Xylaria bambusicola is the source of this 655-nucleotide messenger RNA. RefSeq lists its product as uncharacterized. Gene Ontology annotation, biological process: cellular response to starvation. Bases 191 to 520 code for a protein of 109 amino acids. Gene Ontology annotation, cellular component: nucleus. Gene Ontology annotation, molecular function: DNA-binding transcription factor activity; RNA polymerase II transcription regulatory region sequence-specific DNA binding. The transcript has a single exon. NCBI's taxonomy places the organism in Eukaryota, Fungi, Ascomycota, Sordariomycetes, Xylariales, Xylariaceae. The record is from RefSeq and is a predicted model, not a curated record.
GGUGGACUGCUGGAUAGAGAAGCCCGGGUACCUGGUUGUAACUGCAUUCUAAUUUUGCCAAGAACAUUACUCCAGGAUCUCGCAAGCCGCGUACUUUCAGAAAAGUGUGGUUACGCCAAAAACUGGGUCAGGGCUUGCCUUGAAAUCCUUCCCCAGGCCUUGGAGCGACCUUGUAUAAAACUAAGACAACAUGCCAGGAGACGUUCAAGCCAACGGGGCUGAAGUCUCAGACGCCAUGUCUGAUAAUGAUAUGGAGCCUGACGAAGCUAACCAUACCGUCAAGGACGAGAACGACAAUAUGCUUGAACAACAUACAUCACCUGAGGCUGGGGCGGAAACUUCCACCGAGACCAAGAAGAAGUACGAUCCCAAAGACCCUCAUCGUCCUCGGCGUAAAAAAGCAAGACGUGCGUGUUAUGCUUGCCAAAGAGCCCAUCUGACGUGCGGUAAGUCUCAGCCUCCACAUGUAAAUUCCGAUAACUCCAUCAGCCUCUUCUGCGCUCGCCCCCGCACAUAUUGACCCCCACGGAUUCAAUUGCGCUUUAAACCAACGAAGACGCCGGCGCUACAAUCGUGAACUUAUACUCACUGGUGAAUGUAGGAGACGAGCGACCCUGCACGAGAUGCGUUAAGCGUGGCCUCGGCGAUGCCUGUC